This is a messenger RNA of Cylicostephanus goldi, 327 nucleotides long. The record is from the annotation of a GenBank genome assembly. Lineage: Eukaryota; Metazoa; Nematoda; Chromadorea; Rhabditida; Strongylidae.
AUGGACCGCUAUUCGCCACGUCCUCCUCCACGAAGCUACAGUAACCUGAAUGUAGACUACAGUAACCUGAACGUUGACGUUAUGGAUGGCGUUAUUCGUCCUGUGCCACAGCACAGCCCACUCACUAAGCAAGUGAAUCAACUUGCGUACGAGAUUCCAAAGAACAAAUAUGCAUCGAAUCCAUGGAAUUAUGCGCCGGAGUUUUUGAAGGUGUUUGGCGAUGUUCGAGUGCAUGUUGGUGGAAGAGCUGUUUUCGAUUGUGUGCUACUUGGCAGUCCGCGACCAAAGGUUAUUUCAACUUUUUCCUCAAGUUCAAGUUGGGUUUAG